Neohortaea acidophila is the source of this 403-nucleotide messenger RNA. RefSeq lists its product as uncharacterized. Bases 17 to 286 code for a protein of 89 amino acids. The transcript has a single exon. The record is from RefSeq and is a predicted model, not a curated record. Lineage: Eukaryota; Fungi; Ascomycota; Dothideomycetes; Mycosphaerellales; Teratosphaeriaceae.
CCAGAACGGACAGAAUAUGACCUUUUCUGGGAUGCUGGCACACACCAUCGUAGUCGCUUGGCUGAACAGCUUCUCCAGGGGUGUCGACUCAGAACGGCUUAGGAUGUUGCGGGCAGGAGAAACAUGCGUUACGUCCAUGUCCCCAUCAUCACUGUGGUCGUCGGUGACUUCUUUUUUGUCUUCAUCCGCAGUUUCAUCGACAUCUCCACCAGUGUCGCCAUCCACGACUUCAUCACUGUUUUUCUCUUUGCUUGUCGCUUUUGAGAUCCGAUUGCGCAGUUUCUGAUCAUCGGGCAGAGGCACGGCGGGGUUGGGCGGGAUUGGAUAUCUCAUGGGGCCAGAUUCUCGCAGCAUUGCAAACGCCUUCUUCCCAAACAGAUCGACCAAUGUCUCUUGCAGGGAG